Phlebotomus argentipes is the source of this 1997-nucleotide messenger RNA. RefSeq names its product podocan-like protein 1. The record is from RefSeq and is a predicted model, not a curated record. The transcript is spliced from 5 exons. Bases 40 to 1785 code for a protein of 581 amino acids. Lineage: Eukaryota; Metazoa; Arthropoda; Insecta; Diptera; Psychodidae. Gene Ontology annotation, molecular function: protein binding.
AGCCACAAUGUUUUUCUGUACUGCUCGUUGUAAUUUCACAUGAGUGUUUGCGAGUGUGUCAAAAGUGGGGACAGUUUGAGGAUCUUCUGCAGUAGCUCUGUGGAGCUGGACAACCUCGCUUGGCCAUCGGCGAAGAGAAUUGAGGCGCACUUCAACCGGCUUGGCCUCACAUACCUACCCAAAUUAACCGGAGACGCGAGUGUUGUUGGACUGAAUUUCGAUGAAAAUGCCAUCAAUAGCUUCACACCCGAACCUCUGCAGUUCUUCAAGAACCUCGAGACGCUCUCGUUGGCAGGCAAUAAGAUUGCCGAAAUGCCCAGGGAUUUUCUGCGCACUCCUUCCACUCUCAGGCACCUGAAUCUCUCUCGCAACGCUCUUCAGGAGCUCGAUUCCGCCCUUCUGAAGCACUUGAAAGGCCUUCAGAGCCUGGAUCUCAGUCACAAUAUGUUCCGCAAAGUCUCAUCAGAACUCCUCUCGGCGCUCAGUCACGUUGAGACGCUCAAUCUCGAGGACAAUCUCGUGUUUGAUAUUGAGGACCUCGAUGGUGACAACAGUGACGAAGUCGCGAAGAGACACUUGAGCAUCAGGCAGAUGAAUUUGGCCCACAACAAUUUUGCAGUUAUAACGGCGAAAACUUUUGCUGACUUUGACAAAUUGGAAUCGCUGGACAUUUCUCACAACAAGAUUGCCAAUGUGAACCAGAAGGCGUUCAAGAACAUGAAACUGCUGCGAACACUCGACUUGUCUGAGAACCAAAUUGAAGACCUUCAUUUGCAUCUGCCCGACUCUGUGGAGAUUUUCCGUGCUCGGGGAAAUCGCAUAAAGCUGUGGCCUCUCACACAACUCCCGGAAGCAAUCAAGGCGAUUCACGUGGAGAACAAUCGACUCACUGAGCUCUUCACCCCCACCGAUGCAUCCACCAAAUUGGCCUUUUUCAAUGCAUCCGACAAUCUAAUUGAAUUCCUGCCCGACCAUGUGGCCCUGCCAGAAUUGACAGUGCUGGAUUUGAGCUUCAAUCAACUCACUUCUGUGCCUCAGGGCAUGUCAGUGCGCACCCCCGCGCUCGCCACCCUCAUCCUCGACCACAAUCCCAUCGAGACCAUCCUCUUCGUCGACCCCAUCACCGUGGGCAACCUCUCCCUCAGCAACAUGCCGCUGGUCAGCGCCCUGCACGCCAAAGCCUUCUCGCCACUGCGCGGGAGACACGCCCAGGAGAACCACACUUGCGUCUCCAUCAGCAUCUCGCGAUGCCCACUGCUGCACGACAUCCACGAGCAGGCCUUCCAGGGCGUGCACCUCUGCAAGCUUGAUUUGAGCGGCAAUAAUCUGACCAAAAUUCCGGAGCAUCUCACAGAUUGGUCAAAUCUGGAGGAUGGCAUAGAUUUCCAGGACAACCCUCUAGAUUGUUCCUGCUCAGCGCAGUGGAUGCUCGACACGGUCCUCAAUCAGCUCUACCGAAAGCCUCAACACCAGCAUUUCUUAUCUGAACUCAGGUGCGCCUCUCCGGAAGCCUUCGCUGGCCAGCGAAUAGUGCGAUACUACAGGAGACGCGCGGCCUUUUGCAAUCCCAGCGCUCGUGCAAUUCUUCAGACCACUGAGGAGCCCGAAACUGCGGAGGCGGGCAUUCAUUUGCACCUGAACAAGGGCCCCGGAGUGGGAAUCAUAAUCGCGACGUCGUGCCUCGUGCUGAUCGCCAUGAUUGCAGCAGGACUCUACAUGGUUCGCGUGGAGAAGCAGCGAUUGCGGAGGAACAGGGAAAAGCGACUGUUCAGGGAGCUUCAGUAGACGGAGAUUAGCAUAAUGGAGAAAAAUAUAAGGAUUCUUAAUUGUAGCGGAACUUGGGCUGUCCCAAUCCAUUUAAUUCAAUUAUCACGCCUCCUCAACUCAUCCUUCGCGACAAAUCUAAUUCUUCGCUAAUUAAUGCCCGACUUUUAUUGAUAUAUCCUUGCGAGAGGAUGAAAAGGAAGGCUUGAAAGUACAAAAUAUUCACAAUCUUA